AUAAAACCAUUGAGGAUGAGGACCUCAGAUUUCCUUUGUUAUAUGGAGAAGGAAAAAAGGCACGAGUGAUGGCCACCAUAGGAGUGACACGUGGUUUAGGAGACCAUGACCUCAAAGUCCAUGACUCCAACAUCUAUAUUAAACCAUUUCUGUCAUGCUUUCCAGAGGUGAAAGUGUAUAAAUUGACACAAUAUGAGCAUGGAGCAGAUGAUGUGUUGGUGAUGGGAACUGAUGGCCUGUGGGAUGUCCUUUCCAAUGAGGAAGUAGCAGAGACUGUCACCUCAUUCCUGGUCAACUGUGAUCCUGAUGACCUUCACAGGUACACAAUGGCAGCCCAAGACCUGGUAAUGCGUGCCAGAGGAGUUCUCAGGGACCAGGGCUGGCGAAUCAGCAAUGAUCGACUUGGCUCUGGGGAUGACAUCUCUGUUUAUAUAAUUCCCCUGAUGUAUGGUAAUCGUCAGCUGUAGUGUAGGGUACUGUUAAUGUACGUUUACAUUUCCUUCCUCCCCUCACUUUUUGGAUCAGUACAAUGAUCAGUAUAAUAUGAUAUGCUGUAGUAACAACCAUCAGUUUUUACUACACUUGGAACUUUUUAGAUGUUUUGUUUGUUUGUUUUUAUCCAUAUUCUUGUCUCUUCUGAGGAACUAUAAAGCACUUUGAUAUGGAGACAUGAGAAAAUGACAAUAGCCUAACUGACAAUAUUGAUAUAUGAAUUUGCCUGACAUACUGUAGUAGUAAAUAUUUCUUAAACGCUCAAUGUAUUUUUGUUUUGUUCAGUUUUUACUGUAUCCAUCCAAAGUUGCACUGUUAUAGUGUUUUCAAUGUAGGUUUGACACCCUUCCUGUCCUCUAUAGCAGGUUCCCAACAUUUUUCCAGGACAUCCCUAUUUUAACAUUCUAAAUCCGUAAUAACUCAACCAACCCCCAACAUGUGUUUAUAAAUGCUACUUUAUUAGGUAUUAAACCAGCCACGGCUCGUCUGUAUAGGCAGUUGGGGCAGUGCUCCAGUUAAGUGAACUGGGUAUAUUAAUGUUUAAUGCAUGAGUUCAGUAGACAGAUUUGCUAUGUAAUUAUCAUACUAAGUGGAGCAGAGCAUGCCACUGCCCUCCCGAGCUCAACAGCGGCCCACAUUUUUCCAGUGUAAAUCUGUGAUGAAAAAUGGAAAUGCAGUGUGCUGUAAUUUAGAGCCAUAUAGGCAGAUAUGAGUCUGCCCUGCUUCUUUUUAUGUUACCUUUCAUAAACCUUCUGGACCAAUCAAUCUGCUUUAACAAUGUGUGAAAAUCACUCUGAAUCAUUUCAGCAGUCAGCUUGUGAAUAUGUUUUUUCUCCUUUAAUAUAGUAGGUGGUGGGGGAUGAAGUUAA
Sinocyclocheilus rhinocerous is the source of this 1361-nucleotide messenger RNA. RefSeq names its product protein phosphatase 1H-like. The coding region runs from base 69 to 467 and encodes 132 amino acids. Gene Ontology annotation, cellular component: mitochondrion. Gene Ontology annotation, molecular function: [pyruvate dehydrogenase (acetyl-transferring)]-phosphatase activity. Gene Ontology annotation, biological process: protein dephosphorylation. The transcript is spliced from 4 exons. NCBI's taxonomy places the organism in Eukaryota, Metazoa, Chordata, Actinopteri, Cypriniformes, Cyprinidae. The record is from RefSeq and is a predicted model, not a curated record.